Leguminivora glycinivorella is the source of this 3362-nucleotide messenger RNA. It is a transcript of the gene net, whose product is annotated as transcription factor ATOH8. The record is from RefSeq and is a predicted model, not a curated record. The transcript has 2 exons. Gene Ontology annotation, molecular function: protein dimerization activity; DNA-binding transcription factor activity. Lineage: Eukaryota; Metazoa; Arthropoda; Insecta; Lepidoptera; Tortricidae. The coding region runs from base 150 to 911 and encodes 253 amino acids.
UAACGCAUGUGCGACACAAACUACUGGAACGCGCGCGUUCGAAAUACGAAAAUUUAAAAAAACAAUGAAUGGUGUUGUUUUUUUUUUAAUUGUGCCAAGUUGCCUUUAAAGUGCCAGGAUCUGGAUUGUUAGUGUUUUGGAUUUGCAAGAUGUCAACUUUUAUUAGUUCUGGAGCGACACAGGCUGAUGCGAAAGAUCGUAUAUUAGAGCGAGAUGCCGGCUUCGUGUCGGGCGGCGACGACGACGACUCGUGCUCCGGCCCCGCCCACUCCGACGACUCGGGCGUGCGGCUCGUCGAGUCCGACCUGAGGAAGCGAGACCUCUCGCCCCCUCUCCUUCCCCCGCCGAAGAAAAGACGGCUCGCCUCCAGCGAUGAACCCUCAGAAAGCACCAGCCCGUUCAGACCCUGGUCUUUCCCAGAAGAACCUCAAAGAGAACCGCUUUCAUUAGUCAAAAAGAGCGAAACGAGUUUGCUCAGACAAAGAAGGAGGCCGGUCGAACCUCCACCACCACCUUUACCUCCCCCAAGCGUAGAACCAAGACCCGGCCCACCCCGAGUCCCACCACAUCCUGGUGUUGUAGCAGAGUCCUCGUACACAGAGAAAUCCAAACCUAGAGAGCAAAGAAACUACAAAAACAUGACCAGAGAACGAAGGAUAGAAGCCAACGCCAGAGAAAGAACGAGAGUCCACACCAUCAGCGCGGCCUUCGACACUUUAAGAAAGUCCGUUCCCGCUUACAGCCACAACCAGAAGCUAUCCAAGCUCUCUGUCCUCCGAAUAGCUUGCGCGUACAUCGCUGCGCUAUCAGCGGCGAUAGACCCUGAAGCUGAUCUCUCCUUGGCAGUGGAAUCCGUCACUCAAACGAUACACACAGAAGGAAAGCUAAGGAAAAAGAAAGACGAUCCGUAGAUCUGGAAGCCGUUUUGAACUAAGCCGUCCCCUAAGCCUAUUCUCAUUAACUCUGGUAGUACAAAAAUGACAAUAAAGGGAUUAUGAACUAUUUAUUGGAGCGUAGCGUAGUGCGUUUUACCAUGUUUUAAAUCUAGUGAUACUUAUACUGUUCUAAGGUUGACGCUUGGUACAUAUGCAGAACUGUUAGUUUAUAUGUAUACCUCUCUGUUCCUAUGGAAAAAUACAAUAUUAUAGAAACUGACAGGUGUUCCAUGGACGAGCUGGGCAAAAAUGAAAAUUUUCGGUAGUUAGGUACCUAUAUGACAAAUUGUACCUACUUAGCCGAAUUUUCCAUUUUUUCCAACCUUACAGAGCUUAAUAUGCCUAAAACUUUUUAAAGUAAGGGUUCGCGAAGUUCACGCUUCCUAGUAAGAAUCUCUUGUUGACUGAUGAUAUUACAAUGUUUGUAGUUGUUGAAAUAAAAUGAAAGCCUUGCAUUUCUGAAGUGAAAACAUACAACUGUAUUCCUUUGUCAUUGAUAUGUCAUCUUUGAAAGAUGUAGAUUGCAAUUUUUAUCUUUGUAUCUUUAUCAACUUGAGUCAAAAUACGUACAGUAGCCACAGGUGUUUUUUUUUUGGAUGUACGAGUAGCAACAAAGAAGGGCAAUACCUAUGUAUCGCAUUAUUUUCCAAAACGCGCAUAGGUACUUUUCAAAAUACGUAAAGUCAUCCUUUAUCUGGCAUUUUAAUAAUUUUUGUAAGUACGAUGUACAAUGUCCGAAUUCGCGACAAAUUCAGAUCUCCUGAGAAAAUAUUUGGCAUUUGAAUUUGACUGAAAGGUUCCAAGUUCCAGAAAGGCGAUAAACUGACGACUAUUAAUCCGGUCGAAAAGCACAGAAACGUCUGUCUUAAAAAAACAGUCAAGUUUGUCACUAGAAAAGACACAUAUUUAGAGCAUACAUUUUUUUUUAGUGAAAAACUACAUGACCUAGUUCAAAUGUAUAGUUCAAUUUCUAACCUCCGGUAUCGAUAUUAUUUUUGAAACAAUUUUCUGUAAGUGCGAAAGUGACGUACCAACGCGAUAGGCUAGAUAUAUAUCACACUACUAUGCCUGCCAGGUUCUUAUCAAUUUAUUUAGGUAUGUACGUACUUUAUAAAAAGUUUCAAAAAUGAAAGUGUUUUUCGAUUCGACUAACAUGUCGUCUAUUAACGCCUACUUAGUUCGUUUAUUAGUUAGUUCCGAUAGCCAUUCCCAGUCCAGUAUUAAGUUAAAAUUACGAUCUACCUUUAAUUGUAAUCGGGCUUUAAGAUAUUUAUUACAACCGAGUCAGUAAUUUUAAGAUGUAUAUUUUGUAGAAUAAGUUUUGUAAUAUGUUGUGUGGCUGGAAACAAUGUGAUCAUGGAAAAUCUAGGCAUUAUUAGAAAUAACCGAUUUAUCAAAAGAUUUCGCUAAGUAGAUGAUAAAGAAGGAUGUAUGAAAACUUGUAUAUACAUUUUAACAUAAAUGCCUGCUGUGAAGUCUCGUAAAGGACGACAAUGAUGAUAUUUUGCUUGUUAAUGACUCCCAGAACUGUAUUUGAUAUAAAAUGUUGAGGAAAUUUAGGUAGAACAGUAAAUAAAAUACUUUUGACUUUAUCGUAAUUCGUGACUUAAGUACUUUUCAGUACACAUGGCGUUUUUUCCGCACUAGUUAAAGUAGUACAUUUUUUAUCAGGUCGAAACUUCAAAGGGCCAUAAUAUUAAUAAAUGUACCGAAAAACGUUGUACGAUACACGUGCGAAGCGAGAAUUCGUAAAUUCCUCUUAUCCACACUUGUUUUAUUCUGUUUUACUUAAGAAUUUCAACAUUUAUGUUUAAUAGAAUUAAAUUAGCUACAAUUUGAACUAGAUUGCCUUGAACACAUAAUGUGAUAUAUUGUAAAUAGUUAGGGUAGAAAAAUAUUGGAUAUAAUAUAACACCUCCAUUAUACUUCAUUGUUUUGUUGACAUGUUUUUCUGUUAUGCAAAAUAAUCAGUGUGCGUAGCCGAAUGCACAAACGCUCACGAAACGCUCACGAUAAUAUCUCUUUCGUAGUUAUCUAUCUCUAUCGUUCUUGGCGCGAUAGAGCCAGACUACCUUUCUACGGCGUUUCGGUGGCGUUUCGCGUCGGAGAAAUGCCAUUCGGCUACGGGGCCUGGACAGUACAUAUAGCUAAACCAAGCUAAGUUUUCAGCCAUUUUGAUAAAAUACAAUUCUAUGAUACCAUUUUUGCUAUACAAUCGCUCCGAAUUUAGCCUACUAUAACUCUGCCUCUAUCUGAUAAAAAAGUGUAAUGUGACGACAGAUAUUUUUAAACGCUGUUUUGUCAGAUAAAUUGUGAAGAUGUUCUUAAAAUCGCGAUUGUUAAAACGAUUUAAUGCUCAAAACUGUAACUGAAACAAUAAAUAAGAGGUGUUAUAAGUCAAAAAGUAAUAAAUGACGGGAAAUACGU